AUGGUGAGCAAAACAGAGGAAGAACAAGUGAAUAGAUUGGAAACCCAAGUGGAGAACGGGGGAGGCGGCGCGUGGGAUUACCUCUGCCUCGUCAGAAAGCUCAAGCUUCGCCGGUCGGACAAGGUCCUGAAGUACGGCUGUUCGAUACUUAACGACCCCAAAAAGCGAUCUGCACUUGGCCCAGAAGAAUGGACUUUAUAUGAGCAAGUUGCUGUUGCAGCUAUGGACUGCCAACGUCUUGAUUUGGCUAAGGAAUAUGUCAGGGUUUUACAGAAGAAAUUUCCAGAGAGUAAACGAGUUGGUAGGCUUGAAGCAAUGUUGCUUGAAGCUCAGGGAAAGUUGGCAGAGGCUGAAAAGGCUUACUCGAGCUUAAAAUCGAAAAGGCAACCGCCACCUAUUUUCUUCGCCGAACCAAAUACUCAAUCAAAUUCCUUUGUCGGAACUGAAGAAUAUAUUGCACCGGAAAUUAUUACAGGUGAAGGUCAUAGUAGUGCAAUAGAUUGGUGGGCUCUUGGUAUUUUGCUCUAUGAAAUGCUUUAUGGACGCACGCCAUUCAGGGGAAAGAAUAGGCAGAAAACAUUUGCCAAUAUUUUGCACAAAGACCUUACCUUCCCGAGUAGCAUCCCGGUAAGUCUCUCGGGAAGACAACUGAUCCAUGCAUUGUUAAAUCGAGAUCCAGCGUGCCGUUUAGGAUCGAACGGUGGUGCGAAUGAGAUCAAACAACACCCAUGGCGGAGAGUUCGUUUGUCCACUUUCCUCCAAGUUCCCAUCUUUUCUUCAAUCCUUUCCCUCACCGCCGAUUGUAUACAACUAUCACCUCUCUCUCUCAGCCACGGGAAAGCGCCGUCUGCCGCCUCUGCACGGCGAUCACAACCAUCAGCCGCCUGUGUCUAUCUCCUAUUGGCCGUCACUAUCCUCGCCACCUCUCCCAGAAAUCUCAUACUUUUGAUAACCCUAGCAGCUGGAAGCACUAUGGGAAAGAAAAAAUCCGAUGAAGCUGCUACUGGUACAAAGUCUAAGCAGAGUGGUAAAGAGAAGCUCUCAGUGUCUGCAAUGCUUGCCAGCAUGGACUCGAAGCCUGAUAAGCCAAAGAAAGGACCAACUUUUAGUAAACUAAAACCCAAAGCUGCACCGAAAGUCUCGUCUUAUACAGAUGGGAUCGACCUUCCGUCCUCUGAUGAGGAGGAAGAUGACGUGUUGGGCUCUGAGGAAGAGCAAAAGCAGUAUGAUACCCAUAGAAACCCUGCUCGGCAGACUAGAACUGAUGCGAGGCCCCUCGAUAUUAACAUUAGCAACAAAGAGUUGAAAAAACGAGAAAAGAAGGAUCUGUUUGCUAAUCAGGCUGCUGAGCUGGCGAAGCAGGAGGCCCUCAGGGAUGACCGUGAUGCAUUUACUGUGGUAAUUGGUAGUCGAGCUUCUGUUCUUGAUGGUGAGGAUGAAGCCGAUGCGAAUGUCAAAGAUAUAACUAUCGAUAACUUCUCCGUGUCCGCUCGUGGGAAGGAGCUCUUGAAGAAUGCAUCGGUUAAAAUUUCCCACGGGAAGAGAUAUGGGCUGGUUGGGCCUAACGGUAAGGGUAAGUCUACCUUGCUGAAGCUUCUCGCUUGGAGGAAAAUACCCGUGCCUAAAAACAUUGAUGUGCUUUUGGUCGAGCAAGAGGUUGUCGGUGAUGACCGAACGGCACUUGAAGCAGUUGUUUCCGCCAAUGAAGAACUAAUUAAGCUUCGACAAGAAGUCGCGUCCUUGCAGGAUGAUGCAUCGAAUGUGCCAGCUGGCGAAGAAGAAGAUGAUGACGAGGAUGAUGAUGUGGGCGAGAAGCUUUCGGAACUUUACGAGAAGUUGCAGUUGAUGGGUUCGGAUGCUGCCGAGGCUCAAGCCUCGAAGAUUCUUGCCGGCUUGGGUUUUACUAAAGACAUGCAGAUCCGUGCCACACGGUCCUUCAGUGGCGGUUGGAGAAUGAGGAUUUCAUUGGCUCGAGCACUUUUUGUUCAGCCGACUCUUUUGCUUCUAGACGAACCUACCAAUCAUCUGGACCUCGGGCCGUUCUGUGGCUAG
Molecule: messenger RNA, 2052 nt
Organism: Striga hermonthica
Lineage: Eukaryota; Viridiplantae; Streptophyta; Magnoliopsida; Lamiales; Orobanchaceae
Source: the annotation of a GenBank genome assembly